UGGAGGAAACUCAGAGCCCACUGAUUGCAAACACGGAAAUACACAGAAAGGCGUUCGCGCAGUUAAAGUCUAAUUUCAGUUCAAUGCAAAUGAAGCAUUUGUAAAUACGUGGACGUGGACUAUUCAACACGACAGUGACUUCCCUCUCGUUCUAUGGAUUUGCUGCAGUUUCUAUCAUGGACCUGCAUUGUGUUUACAGUCGGGAUGUUCUCGACUGGACUGACCGACCUGAAGAAGAUGCGAGAAACCAAAAGUGCAGACAACAUUCAGUUUCUGCCUUUUCUCACUACAUGCCUUAACAACCUCGGCUGGUUGUAUUAUGGGCUACUGAAGAGCGACCAGACGAUUGUGCUGGUCAAUAUUAUAGGAGCUCUCCUCCAGAUCCUCUACAUCGUUGUGUAUCUCCACUACACGCAACAAAAGAGGAAGGUGAUGUGCCACACGCUUGCAGCAGGAAUGGUGCUGACUGGUGGCUGGUUCUAUUUCACCACACUUCUUCCUGAGGGGGACACUCGACUCAGCCAGCUGGGCCUCACCUGCAGCAUAGUCACUGUCAGCAUGUAUCUGUCUCCACUCACUGAUCUGGUAGCGAUCGUGCGUAGCGGGAAUGUGCAGUGUUUGUCCUUCCCCUUGACUGUAGCCACCUUCUUCACUUCAACCUCCUGGGUUCUCUAUGGCUUCCAGCUGGAAGACAACUAUAUAGUGGUUCCAAACACCCCUGGAAUAAUCACCAGUCUCAUCAGAUUUUAUCUCUUUUGGAGAUUUAGGUCUGUCAGUCACAGUUUAUCUUCCUACAAGUCUUUGCAGAUAUGAACAUAUGAGGGCAAGAGUUAAGAAAAGAGAGCAUGUUGAGCAAAGCUUCCAUCAACAGCGAUGCCUCUUUUUUUUAGCAUUUACAUGGGAAAAGUGCAGUUAAGUUACACUACUUAUAAAAGGGAGAAAAUGUCAUGUGUGUCUUGAAUUAGUACUUGCACAACAUCAUGAAGUAAAGUACAGUAGUUCCGUUGUUGACUGAUGCCGUUUGGUUUUGCCUCUCGUCAUUAGUUCGACGUGUUUCCUCUGUGUCUAAGUGCCUUGGGUCAGGUCACGUGCGCCUUCACACAUCAGUGGCAUUUCCUGAUCUGCCAACAUGUCAGGAGAGACGUGCAGCAUGGGUCACUGCACAGUAGUGUUUGAAACAUUCCUCCACUUCCUGCCGAUGUGAUGACUCAUAUUUUUUUAAUGGUGGUACUUAUACAGUUACAGUACAGCAUCGUAUGUACAGAAUAUUGACUUGUAUCCGUGGGAUCUCUUAUUUAUGUGGGAAAAAAGAGUGGGGAUGUGGGACUUCUGUCAAAGGUCAAAUAUAUCUGUUCUUGUUCUGUUAUUUCUAUUUUUAUAAAUUCUUGGUACAAUGUAGGAGACUGAGUAAGGCUUAUUAUUGACAUGGCAUUGUAAUGAAGAACUGUUUAUUUCCUUAUUACCUAUAUCACAGCUACAUAUAAAAUAUGUAAGGUGCUGUGUAAAUAAAAAAAAAUAUUUUUACCUUCA
Betta splendens (Siamese fighting fish) is the source of this 1530-nucleotide messenger RNA. RefSeq names its product solute carrier family 50 member 1 (gene slc50a1). Lineage: Eukaryota; Metazoa; Chordata; Actinopteri; Anabantiformes; Osphronemidae. Gene Ontology annotation, biological process: carbohydrate transport. Gene Ontology annotation, molecular function: sugar transmembrane transporter activity. The transcript has 6 exons. Gene Ontology annotation, cellular component: membrane. The coding region runs from base 154 to 813 and encodes 219 amino acids. The record is from RefSeq and is a predicted model, not a curated record.